UCCCCCCGGCGACGAGUGAUGACGUGGCGUUUGGGCGGGUUUUCGUCAGUGUUGUGAAGCCGCGCGGACAGAAAAACAAAACAAAACGACGAAGCACAAACACAUUGUUUAAUGCGGAGGUAAAAGGCGGGUUCUCUGGAGCAGCGGGGAGAUGAACUGGGAACAACUGGAGCUCAACCCAAGGAUCAGGGCAGCGUUGAGGAGAGCCAAGAUGAAGUCUGUCAGGGAGGUUUUAUGUGUUUCUGGUCUGGACCUGCAGAGACUCACCGGCCUGUCCCGCUGUGACAUCCAGCAGCUGCUCACCGCUACCGCCUCCUCCUACAGAUCACACCCUCCAGUCCCAGCCCUCGUCCUCCAUCGUGGGGAGUGUCUCAGGUUGGAGUCCGGCCUCAGACUCAGUGUGGGCUGUCCUUUACUGGAUGAGCUGCUGAGGGGGGGUCUUCCUGUGGGGGGGGUCACUGAGCUCUCUGGCGAGAGCGGAGCGGGAAAGACUCAGCUGGCUCUGCAGCUCUGUCUAUCUGUACAGUACCCCACACGAUACAGAGGGCUGGACUCAGGAGCAGUUUAUAUCUGCACCGAGGACUCGUUUCCCAUCAGACGACUUCAGCAGCUGAUCAGAGGACAGUCCUGUCUGCGCUCUGACAUCCCACCAUCCCUGAUCAGCAGAACCCAGUUCAGUGAUCGGGUCUACAUUGAGCAUGCUGCUGAUCUGGACUCUCUCCAGGUGUGUCUGUCCCAGCGUGUUCCCCUCCUGCUGGCUCGGGGUCUGGUCCGGCUCUUGGUCGUGGACUCAGUGGCGGCUCUGUUCAGGUCUGAGUUCCAGGCUGAUGAUUGGCUGGAGAGGAACAAACAGCUGCUCACCUUCUCCUCCACACUACACCACCUGAGCCAGGAGUUCAGCACACCUGUCCUCUGUAUCAACCAGGUCACAGAUGUCUUCAACAGAGCUGAUCACAGUUUGGGACCUCUGUCCUCCAAUGUGUCACCUGCUCUGGGGUUGGCCUGGGCCAAUCAGGUGAUGGUCCGGCUGAUGAUCAGGCGUCUCCAGGGGACCAUUGCCCGUGGUGACCAGUGCAGCGCCCUCCGCAGGCUAGAGGUGGUGUUUGCGCCUCACCUGGCCCGAGAUGGACAAGACGCCGCAGUCUGGAGUGAGGGGGUCCGAGGCGUCUCCAGCUCUGACUGAUAAACUGUUUUAAUUGAAAGAGCCAUCCAUUCAAAUAUAUAAAUAAAGAUGUGUAUGAAAACUGUGUGAUAUAAAGAUUAUAAUAAAUCACAUAAGGUCGCAGUUUG
Molecule: messenger RNA, 1290 nt
Organism: Seriola aureovittata
Lineage: Eukaryota; Metazoa; Chordata; Actinopteri; Carangiformes; Carangidae
Gene: xrcc3
Product: X-ray repair complementing defective repair in Chinese hamster cells 3
Exons: 7
Coding region: 152-1183 (343 amino acids)
Biological process (GO): resolution of mitotic recombination intermediates; double-strand break repair via synthesis-dependent strand annealing; telomere maintenance via recombination
Cellular component (GO): Rad51C-XRCC3 complex; replication fork
Molecular function (GO): ATP hydrolysis activity; ATP-dependent DNA damage sensor activity; four-way junction DNA binding
Source: RefSeq, a predicted model, not a curated record